AUGGGGAAAGACAAGAGGGUAGAGAAAGAGAAAGCGGGACAGGGACAGGGAGAGUACGGGGAGUCAGGAUGAGAGGAAAUAUCUCUGCUCUAUGCUGUAAAGGGUAUAGUAAAUAUUGAGUAUAGUAAUCAUGUUAUAGUCAAGUUCAUGCCAAACACUGUAUUCCAGUCUGUCCAAAUACGUGAGUAAAGUUGUGACAGAUAUGUGAGUAACACAUAGAUUGAUACUGUCACCCACAGAGCGGACAACAUAUUCAGCAACAUCUGCAUCUGUGAGCUUAGAUAACCAGACUUGGGCCCUGGCAUAAAACUGAAAAGCCAAAAAAAGACGUGACUCAAGAAAAGUCCAGAUGUUAGAGAAACAGACAGCAACUCACUCCAGGUAGCCAUGCUGCAAAGAACAUUCAUGAACAUUCCUGCAUCAAAAGUCAAGAAAGGGAACCUGUAAGACGGAUUUUUUUUUGUAAACAGACAAAGAAAAUACUUUUAUUAAUUCAAAAUACACAUAUAUUAAAAUGUCAGACUUUUUCCAAAUAGAGGGCUUAAGGUUGGACACACAACAUCUUUAGCUGCCCAUAAUUGCUAAGAGAUAGUGAAUCAAAUAUGUCACACUUCAUUGUCAUGGCUCUUCCGAGCUACACAUUUUUUUUAUUAUCAGAGGGGUGAAAUACUUUUUAUGUCGAAUACCUAUAAGUAUUUGAAGGUGUGCUUGAUUGAGCUAUUGAAACAAAACAAGUAUUAGAAAAUAUUUUUGAUGAUUUUGACAGGUGUGGUCAUUAUACAUGAGAGUUUGGCCUCUAUCGUGCAAGGCCAAAACCAUAACUGCCCAUCAUCUUUAAGGCAUUUAGUAGUACCCAAAACUGUGACAACAAAGGAAAGAGCUUCACAGGAGACCUCUUUUUAUUUUUGUUUGUCAGUUGCUUCUUUAUUUGGGAUAAUUAGAAUCAACAAUAUUGUUUUGAUCAAGUUUGAUCAUAUACCUCCUGUAGCUCAAUUGGUAGAGCAUGGCGCUUACAACGCCAGGGUUGUGGGUUCGUUUCCCACGGGGGGCCUGUAUGAAAAAUGUAUGCACUCACUAACUGUAAGUUGCUCUGGAUAAGAGCAUCUGCUAAAUUACUAAAAUGUAAAUAUACAAUAACCAAAUUAGUAUGAUUAGUGUCCUCACUCUGGAAAUGUGGAAAAAGUUAGGAGGAAAACAUAAGAGGAACAAAAUCUAUUAAAUGGCAGCUUGAGAAAGCAAGCUGUCCCCCCAGUUCCAAGGAGUUUGAUUCUCAUCCCCACCCCACUGACAAUAAUGACGUUUAAUGAGAUAUGGGGGACGUCUGCAGUGUGCACUGAAGCAAAUUAUUCCCAGGGGGGGGGACUGGGGACCAAGCGGCUUGUUUUUGUCCAGCACAGAGGGCCACUAGCCAAGGUCAACCGCAUUGGCCUGUGGGGCUGCCACUCAGCGACCCAGGCCAUGAGUCUGUGACAUGUCGUGUCUGUCUGCUUUUGUAUUCACACUCCCCACCUUGAUUGUCUGAGUGAGAUAAGCCUUGGAGGUGCCUGUCUUGCUCCAUUGUGUGGCCCCUGUUGUCAAUGUUGUCAACCCAUCAAGCCCAUUAUCCCACCCCUGGACCAACACCCCUACUCUCCCCCUUUCUGCCUCCGCAGCUGAUAAUUUUGCCAUCAUUUUCUGGUCAUAGGGGGUGUCUCAGUCAAUUUUGUUAAGCCAUUAACCACUAAUUGUCUCCUCCCACAUUGUGGCAUGAACAAACAGCAUAGCAGGGGGGAGAGAGAGGGGCCUCCAGGGCCUUUAUAAGCCAUGGGGCACAAGAGGAGCUUGAUAGCAACCACUCCUGCCUGGACUGUACACACAGGACAUCUAUACUGGCUGAGACCCUCAGUUUUGAAAACUCUCUUCACUCUCUGUCUCAAUACUUCUGCAACUCCAAACCCUCUCUAUCUCACUCUCUACCAGUAAGGCAUUCGGGCAAGCUCCUUUUUUCUCUCUUCCUCUGUCAUUCUCUCUUUCUCUAUGUCAACCAGGAUUCUGUGGCUCCUGUCUCUCUGUCUGUGUAUGCCCUUGGCCCAGGGCCGUAUCUGGGCCUGGAUGCUCAACAUGCCCCACAGUCCCCCCAAGAAAGGAACCAUGGCUCUAAGGGACAGCACCCCUCCAGCCAACACCAAAGGAUCCACGGUAAGACACAGACCAUCCUUUUUAUGAGUUUGAAAGCAUCUUGUUUGCUAAAACAGGUUUUGUCCUAUUGACCUGUUCUGAAAUGUUUCUGAAUUUGAUAAUUGCUGAUGUGAUAAUCUCUUGCUGUUUUACCUGAGCUUGAAUUGACACACGUAUAUCUGCUUUUGCAGUAUUUUCACAUGGUCAAUCUGGUCAAGAAUGCAAUAUCCUAAAAGUAUCUGUUGUCCAGCUAAUAAAACACACACAUAUAAAGAUUCAGGAAGUAGUUUAGUCAAGCAUAAAGGCUGGAUCUAUUCAGUAGUAGCUCAACCAUCGUCAAUACUCCAGAGUUGUAAAUAGACAUUUGCAUGUUAGUGUGGUGUGAAUGGUGUGUUAGCAUUACGCUAACAAUUCAUUAGUGACGGCGCUACUCUAUUCCAGUAGCUUUCUCUGUUUGUAUUGUGUUGUAAGUGGUAGAAGAAAUUAGGACUUUAGAGCACCAAUCUUCUACUGACAAUAGCUCUAAAUCACAGCAGCAGUAAAUGGGCAGCAACACUGUGAAUGGUAUCAUCAUUGAUCUUCCUUGGUUUCCUUUCUUGGUUUUCCUCAUUGGUUUCAACUAGCUCAAAUCCAGUUAAGCAAACUUAAAUGUAGAAUCAGCGCGACGUAGUUGCAUGCAUUAAGUAAACAUAAUAUUGGGUCAAUUUCCGCAACAUCUAACAGCAUUGAAGCCUGAGGCUAAACUUCUCAGCUGUUUUGCUCCCAUAACUAACACGCUUUCGCAUGUGCAAUUACUCUGCGUGACUGAGUGAGAGCGGUCUUGACUCGCUCUCAUCUCAAUAUCUGCGGUGCUGCUCAUUGCAACAGCAUCUCGCUCAGUCUGUAAUAACACAACUUAUUUUCACUUUAUUUCCCAUAAAACAAGACAAUUACCGUUAUUUUAAUAUUUGUUUCAAGAGAGUAUAUGUUCUACAAGAUGUGAAUGCAAUGAUUUGCUUAUGAGUGUGUGUCAUCAUUAUCCCAGUUUCUAAGCUCUUGCUCUGUUUUUCAGGGUGUAUGUGAUCAUGACCGCGCCUGUGGUCGAAGCUUAUUCUGUGACCGUCACUUUGGGCUUUGUUUCCCUCUUCGUGGGGACGGGCAGUACUGCAGGAGGGACGCCCAGUGUGUCCGAGGACUCAGCUGCAUGUUCGGGAAUUGCCACCACCGCAUUCCUGAGGGACAAGAGGGUAGGCUAAGGGACAAGGGCAUAGGACUCACUUCAACAUUUGUGGGGGACACCGUACAUUUUAUUUAAGUAAAUGUACCUCAUGGUGCAAAAAAAAUGUUUGUGCUACUUUCUUUGCUGUACUGAGUGCUGGCACUAAGGGAGGGUGUCUAGAGACCUGUCUGCUUUUAAAAUAAUAAUACAAGAGAUACAUGUUUCAAGAUGACCACUGGGUGACAGGAUGUUUACUGACUAAUUGAUAAAGUAGGGAUUUGUAUAAUUAAUUAAUUAACUAAUUCAUUAAUUAAAUUAUUCACUUUCAUUAAAUUAUUCACUUUUGGCUCUGUCUUGUCUAGGUGCUAGGUGUAAAGUGGACAGGGACUGCGGCGAGUCUAUGUGCUGUGCCCGUUACCAUGGUGAGCAGUUGUGUAAGCGGCGUCUGAUGCGAGGCGUGGGCUGCUUUGUGCCCGAAGGCGGCCUAGCAUUCAGCAUCAACCAGAUCUGCCCAUGUGAUGAAGGCCUGCUGUGUCGUGGCGCUGUUGAGCCCAAAUGGAGAGAGUGAGCAUACAAUAAAUGACUUAAGAAUGACAGCAGAGCACAGGAGGCUGGUGGUACCUUAAUUGGGGAGAACGGGCUUGUGGUAAUGACUGGAGCGGAAUGAGUGGAAUGGUAUCAAAUACAUCAAACACAUGGUUUCCAUUCCAUUUGCUCCGUUCCAGACGUUAUUAUGAACUGUUCUCCCCUCAGCAGCCUCCUGUGCAGCAGAGGUCUAUCUAAAUCAUAACAACAUUAAUAGUCAUACAGUAACAAUAAAACCCAUGAUCUAUAUCAUUUAUGGCAUGAUGUUAGACAGAUUCUGACCACAUUUUUCUUUGUUUCUCCAGGGAGGAGUUUGUCUACCACCCGGACACUACAAGUUGGACCUGUCAAGCCCCUAAGCCUUGA
Molecule: messenger RNA, 4306 nt
Organism: Coregonus sp. 'balchen'
Lineage: Eukaryota; Metazoa; Chordata; Actinopteri; Salmoniformes; Salmonidae
Source: the annotation of a GenBank genome assembly